AUGGCGUUGAGAUGCACUAUCCACUCGCCAUACCGCACCGCCUCGGCCCGCGCCACCGUUCUCCUGGGCGCCGCCGCCUUCCGCCUGCUGCGGGACAACCAGCUGGCCAAGGGCGACGCGCUGGCCGUGGCGCAGCUGGCCGGCGUCAUGGCCUCCAAGCGCACGGCGGAGCUCGUCCCCCUCUGCCACCCGCUGCCCCUGGACCACGCCGCGGUGGGCCUGGAGCUGGACCCGGCGCGCCACGCCGUGUUGGUCACCGCCAGCUGCCGCACAACGGGCCGCACCGGCGUGGAGAUGGAGGCGCUGACGGCGGCGGCCGUGGCGGCGCUGACCCUGUACGACAUGUGCAAGGCGGUGAGCCACGACAUCGUCAUCAGGGUGCAGCUGGUCCACAAGACGGGCGGGAAGCGGGACUUCCAAAAUAUUUACAUUUUUAGAUUAAAGUAGGCUACCUUUGUCAUUGUCACACACAAAUCUUCAGUUUGUUAAAAAGCAAUUAUCAUU
Molecule: messenger RNA, 504 nt
Organism: Gadus morhua (Atlantic cod)
Lineage: Eukaryota; Metazoa; Chordata; Actinopteri; Gadiformes; Gadidae
Product: molybdenum cofactor biosynthesis protein 1-like
Exons: 2
Coding region: 1-447 (148 amino acids)
Biological process (GO): Mo-molybdopterin cofactor biosynthetic process
Molecular function (GO): cyclic pyranopterin monophosphate synthase activity; GTP 3',8'-cyclase activity
Source: RefSeq, a predicted model, not a curated record